UUUUGCUGGUCAAAAAUGCCCACUGAGGAAGAACGGGAAAAGCUGGCCCAAGUCAUCAGGCAGUGGAACAACAACAGACUGGACUUGUUUGAAAUAAACGAACCAGAUGAAAAUCUGGUCUUUCAGGGUGUGAUGCGUUUCUACUUAGAAGAUCCUUCCGGGGGAAACGUCGCUACCAAGUGUCUGCGCUUUGGAAGCAACGCUUCCACAAGCGAGGUGGUUGAAACUUUAGCUGAGAAAUUCCGGCCUGAUAUGAAAAUGCUGAGCACUUCCCAUUGCUUGUACGAGAUCCACGGCAAUAAGGAACGUAGACUGGACCCAGAUGAGAGACCUUUGGUGGUUCAAUUAAACUGGAACUCAAACAACCGAGAAGGAAGAUUCGUGCUCAAGCAAAGCAAGGAGACACCCGAGGAGAGCUGUCACGACAAGGAAAAGGGGGGCGUAAUCCAAACCUUCAAGAGGACACUGUCGAGAAAAGACAAGAAAAACAAAAACAAAGUGUCUGACAAACCUGCUGAUGUGGACCAGAACAGGGUAAGUGAAAACCUAGCAAAUGGCAGUCCAGAAACACCAGAACAGUGCACGGGAAAGAAAAGGCAAGGAGAGAGUCAGGCGGACACAAACAGUCCUAAGUCGGACUUCUUCGAUCAACCUGGUUUACCACUUGGAAUUCAACUUUGCGAUCACUCUGAUGAGGCCUUCCUGAUAGCGGUCAUAAAUUACGCCAAUAGCUCCACGAUUCACUUCAAGCUCUCGCCAGCGUACGCCCUCUACGCCGCAGGCCGCUUUGCACUGCGACGUCCGGAGGGGUCCGUUGGUGGGGUAACUUCCAUCGCAGACAAAAUGGUGGCUGUGACAAGCAAGGUCAUUCAGAAGCAGCAGGAUAACGUCGGAGCUCUUGCCUUCUGGAUGGCUAACACUUCCGAGCUACUAAACUUCUUCAAACACGACAAGGACCUCAGCAAGCUCACGCAGGAAAGUCAGCUGGAUCUGUCCUACCUUGUGCAUAAAGCUUACAGUCACCUGAUUCGGUGUAUACAGACUGAGCUCAGAAAGAAUUUGCCAACCUUUUUGAUUGAUCCUGAGCAACACGGUCCUCUUCCUGCUGGGAUAGAGAUGGUACUGAACACUUUGAUGAACACCAUGUCGCUGUUGCGACGCUACCAGGUCAACCCGGCCCUCGCCAUUCAGCUCUUCUCCCAGCUUUUUCACUUUAUCAGCGCCUGGCUCUUCAACCGACUUAUGAACCCUGACGCCAGCACCCCAGGCCUGCGCUCUCACUACUGGGGGGCGGCUCUCCGCCAAAGGUUGACCGGCAUAGAGGCCUGGGCGGAGAGGCAGGGUCUGGAGCUGGCUGCAGACUGCCACCUGGGACACAUCAUCCAGGCAACAUCGCUCCUAACCAUGAAUAAAUACACCACACAAGAUGUGAAUGAAAUCCAGAGCACCUGUUUCAAGUUGAAUUCACUGCAGCUGCGGGCUUUGUUAAGCGGAUACUUUUAUGCCCCCGAUGAGCCUCACAUCCCAGCGGAUUUGAUCGAUGGCGUGGUCACGGCCGCAGAGGCCUCAGCCGACAACCUGAUUCGGCAGGAAGGCCGAGACGUCCAGCUGGAGGAGAACCUUGACCUCCCCCUGCCCUUCCUGUUGCCAGAUGGGGGAUAUUCCUGCGACAAAGUGAGAGGAAUCCCUCCAGGCUUUCGGGAGUUUCUGGAGCCUAUUUGCCAGAGAGGUCUCUGCUAUCUAACCUCCCAGCAGAACCCGAAAGGUGAUUGGACCAUCUUCUUUGCUGGAUCAGGAACUCCAUUCUUGGACAACCCGAGUCAGCCAGAAACUGUUUCAGUCACCCUGAAGAAACCACUCAACAGUGGCAUGGGGAUCAGCAUUGUGGCUGCCAAGGGAGCAGGCCAAGACCACCUUGGGAUUUACAUCAAGUCGAUUGUCAAGGGUGGACCGGCCGAGAUGAAUGGUCUGUUGACAACAGGCGACCAGCUGCUCAGCGUGGACGGUCAAAGCUUGCUCGGCCUCAGUCAGGAAAGGGCGGCAGCACUCAUGAUGGAAACCGGCCCAAUUGUGACCUUAAGAGUGGCUAAGUUUGGCGCUAGCUUCCAUGGCCUCAGUGCUCUGCUGGGCAUUCCUGCCCCCGCUUGCACUGCAGGAAGUGAUAAUAGUCACGUUGCAGCUAACUGGAAGGAAAUCCCUCUCUACGUUGUUGAAGAUCCUGCUCAACUGGAGCAGAGGGGGGUUCGGCAUGGCCGCGGGGGGACAAAGAAAGAUCAGAUCAUGCAGAACAGGCAAUUUUAUCGCUCCAACCCCAACAUGGCCGAUUUUGCCCUUGAGGACGGCGAUGAGCUCGCCAAGCGAGAUGUGCGAGGGAACAAGUCAGUUUCCAACCUUUGCAGUGAUACUUUUCAUCCAGAAUAUUUGACGCUUCCGACCUCGAAAUCUCAGGACAAGAACGCAUCUGCAUCCAGUCGACCGCAGCAAAUGUUUCGGGUGUCUUUCGGGCCUUUGGGAGGACAGAAUGCUGUUAACAAGAGGACCUUUAUGCGUCAAGCUCUUUCACAGGAGAACUUGUGCGUGGACACAGGGGGCCCCCUGCUGGAUAAAAGUCAAACCAUCUGGCAGGGCAGAAGCUCCAAAGGCUACCACUCGCACCUACCUAUUCGCCCGAGCUUCUCCACCCAAAACAUCCUCGCUGACAACUGCUGCCCGGUCAAAGGGCAUCAAGGAACCCGCGCAGGGGUCUGGAGGACCCCUUUUUCACAACAGCCCAUUCCGACGCCUUCCGUCCAGCCGAUACGCAUCGACAUCCCUGUGACCAGGCCGGGCAUUUCUCACGCCAUUCCUCCACUUACCACAUUCCAGCAUCCUUCCUGUCUAGCACCGUUGAGGUCCAGUCAAAGCCUCCAAAUAAACGGACACUUGACCCAAAGGUGUCCGAAACCUCCCGUCAACUACACUUUCCCCAUUCCUGCUGAUAAGAAGCUACCUCGACCCUCGCGACUAUCCCAGCAACAUACGGCAAAACCGCAAGUGAGCAUCACUCCUACAAAGCACGUUUCCUUCCAAGAACCACUGAGCCAGCAGAAGCAGAGCAAAUGUCCGGUGGAGCCUAAAGACCGGCGGAAACCGAAUGAGAUGACCAAACUGGACGAGGUCGAGGUCCUGGAGCAGGAGGUAAGGGCGCUUCAGGCCAAGGGCGAACUCAGCGCCAAGGAGACCGAGCGACUUGGCAACCUGAGCCUGGAGUGGCAGUUUCAGAAGAGGCUGCGAGAGAUCCGGCAACAGGGAGAGGACGAGGACGACGAGGACUUGGAUAUGAUGGUGGUGAUACAAGAGCUGGAGAAAAGAGCUCAGAAAAAGAAAAGUCCACCAGGAAAUACAAACAACAUUUUGGAAGCACAGUCCAAAGGUCUUGCCAACCCAAAAGAUGAGAAAACAGAUAACAGAUCAAGCGGACGGCGACAAGAAACAGCGAUGUUUCCAGAGUGAGGAAAACUAGUCAUUAUUGUUUUGUAUUUGCGGAAAUCGAAUCACGAUUGCUUCUACUGUUUGCAAGCAGUCCCUGAGAACUUCCUUGUUUUGCUCCCCAUAAUGAAGUAACAUAUAAAGUUAAAAAAUAAAUUGAUCCACAGGUGCCGGGAAGACAAGGCACGGAGGUUGUCGGCUCCCGAGAAGCUACCGUUCAAGGAGCGUCAGCGUCUGUUUUCUCUGACACCCAGUGCGUAAAUGAAGGUUUAAGCUUUGCUAGUUUAA
Syngnathus acus (greater pipefish) is the source of this 3756-nucleotide messenger RNA. RefSeq names its product afadin. The transcript has 23 exons. Gene Ontology annotation, molecular function: cell adhesion molecule binding. Gene Ontology annotation, cellular component: adherens junction. Gene Ontology annotation, biological process: signal transduction; regulation of protein localization. The record is from RefSeq and is a predicted model, not a curated record. Lineage: Eukaryota; Metazoa; Chordata; Actinopteri; Syngnathiformes; Syngnathidae. Bases 16 to 3492 code for a protein of 1158 amino acids.